Messenger RNA from Cavenderia fasciculata, 636 nucleotides. RefSeq lists its product as uncharacterized. The record is from RefSeq and is a predicted model, not a curated record. Bases 1 to 636 code for a protein of 211 amino acids. The transcript is spliced from 3 exons. NCBI's taxonomy places the organism in Eukaryota, Evosea, Eumycetozoa, Acytosteliales, Cavenderiaceae.
AUGAGUCCUUCGGUAUUGGGUUCCAUUUGUGUAUAUAAAUACAUCAGUUGUUUAAUCAAACAACAACAAGUAGCAUAUGAUUUAAGAGAGAGAAAGAGAAUGACAUCAGUUUAUAAAAUUACAGCAUUGGAUGAAAGAGGUCAAUAUAAUAGAUGUUUUACACUUAAAUACCCAUCGAUUCAACUUACACAUGUAUUGACCAAUGACGAGUAUUUAUACAUCGUCAAAAAGUAUAACUUUUGGUUGUCUUUCCACAUUGCUCAGCCUGUUGGGUUUGUGUUGGGUUUUGGUAUAUUCGGUAUCAUUGUCUAUUACUCUUGGCCAACCUUUUAUUUUUAUCUUACUCUAUCUGUUGAAAUCAUUGGAAUGAUUCUAGUUGCUUUAUUUUAUAUUAAAAGAUAUUUAAUUGUACGAUUAAAAUCCAAUUUAGAUUUUGUAACCAAAAAAUUAAAUGAAAGAUAUGCACCCAAUAGAGUAUCAUUUACAGUAGACUAUGAUUUUGAUUUGGAUAGAUAUAUUCUUUCCAUUCAUUAUCCUACAGCUCCUUAUUCCGACAAGAACAAUAAUAAUAAUCAAGAUUAUACAGCCAUUGAAAUUUCAAAACAGAAUCCUUGGAGUAUGGCAAUCGAUAAUUAA